Drosophila takahashii is the source of this 819-nucleotide messenger RNA. NCBI's taxonomy places the organism in Eukaryota, Metazoa, Arthropoda, Insecta, Diptera, Drosophilidae. The record is from RefSeq and is a predicted model, not a curated record.
AUGUGGUUGUUCUACAACGAUGAUGAGGCCAAGAAAUAUUCCACAAACACCCGCAUCAUUGAGAUCCAAGUGGAAAUGGCCGAGCGAGCCUUGGAACUGCUGGCCUUUCCGGAUGACGAUGAAUCCCGCUUGAUUUUGGACAUUGGCUGUGGCUCCGGCCUCUCGGGAAGCGUCCUCGAGGACAGCGAGCACAUGUGGAUCGGCAUAGAUAUAUCCAAGUCCAUGCUGGAUAUCGCGGUGGAGCGGGAAGUGGCCGGCGACGUGAUCCUGGGCGACAUGGGCGAGGGUAUGCCCUUCAAGCCGGGCACCUUCGAUGGCGCCAUCUCGAUCUCUGCCCUCCAGUGGCUCUGCAACGCGGACAAGUCGUAUCACAAUCCCCACAAGCGCCUGCUGAAGUUCUUCACCACGCUGUUUUCCUGUCUAACGCGUACCGCCCGCGCCGUAUUUCAAUUUUACCCUGAGAACUCGGAUCAGAUUGAGAUGGUCACCUCGCAGGCCAUGAAGGCGGGUUUCUAUGGAGGAUUGGUGGUUGACUAUCCCAACUCCGCCAAGGCAAAGAAGUACUAUCUGGUGCUGAUGACUGGAGGAUCGGCAGAGCUGCCAAAGGCCUUGGGUUCUCCUGAGGAGGAGCGGCGUGUUAACUAUAUCAAGAAACGUGAUGCCUGCCGUGAGGCGCGUGGAAAGGCCCCGAAGAAAUCGCGAGAUUGGAUUCUGGCCAAGAAGGAACGACGACGCCGGCAGGGUUUGGAAACGCGUCCUGAUACGAAGUACACUGCGCGCAAGCGUCCUGCUAAAUUUUGAUUAAAGUUUACCUAGUUA